AUGACCAACUUUGUGGACGAUGAACGAUUCGAUGCAAUGUAUAUGCACGUCUCUGAUACAGCAAGAGGGAUUGAACCCAUGCUAGACACUGUCUUUAGUUUCUUGCGACGAAAGACUGAUUUCUUCUCGGGACCUCCUGGUGCCGAAAAUGGCACUGCCGCCGCCAUUGCCAAGGUGAACCAAGUCUUGAACAAACAUGCCAAAUUGUACCAAGAGGAGCAAGACAAAAAGGCUGCUAUUGCCGCUGCCAAAAAGAAGAAAAAGGAAGACGCUGAGGCCAAGAAAAAGGCGGAACGAGAAGCCAAUGCGGUGAAUCCUAUGCAAUUGGCGGCGGAAGCCGCACGAAAAGCUGCCGCAGACGCCAAAAAGGCUGAGCCCGGAAUCGUGGAAAUGGGAAACGAUGGAGGGUUUGAUAUUUCUUCUUCAUCGUCUUCGACUCCAGCACCUACUGCUUCCAUGCCACAAUCUAGUAGUGAACCUGCUGCUGCUGCUGCUGAACCAGCCAAGAAAGCUGCUGCUGCUGCCCCAGAAGAGGCAAAGGAAGAUGACACACCAGGACUGGGCAACGGUGGUACCGAGCCAGGAAAGUACGUGUGGACUCAAACCUUGGCGGAAGUUUCCGUCACGGUUCCAUUGCCGGACAACACGCGGGGCAAAGAUUUGAACGUGACCAUUGCGAGAACCAGUCUCAAGGUUGGUUUGAAGAAAGACAAGGGAGAAUGGAUCAUCAAUGCUCCCUUGACCAAAACUGCCAUUGUCGACGAUUCCUUUUGGACGGUCGAAGAUGGCAAUCGUCUCGUGAUUAACUUGCAAAAGUCCAAUCAAAUGGAAUGGUGGGACAGCCUUUGUCAGGGUCACAAGAAGAUUGAUGUCAAAAAGAUCUCACCCGAAAACUCGUCACUAGGUGAUCUGGACGGAGAAACCCGCAAGACUGUCGAAAAGAUGAUGUUUGACCAGCGACAAAAGGCCAUGGGACUUCCGACCAGUGACGAACAAACCAAGAUGGAUGCCAUUGACAAUUUCAAGAAAGCGCAUCCCGAAAUGGACUUUAGCAAGGCCAAGAUCAACAUGUCAUAA
Molecule: messenger RNA, 1077 nt
Organism: Cylindrotheca closterium
Lineage: Eukaryota; Bacillariophyta; Bacillariophyceae; Bacillariales; Bacillariaceae
Source: the annotation of a GenBank genome assembly